AUGCGUCACGCGGUUAUCCUUGUUUUUGUGUGCGGUCUCUUGAUCGCCUUCGCCUCAGCCGGUUUGCUGGGCGGGGGAGGCGGUGGUGGUGGUGGCUACGGCGGUGGUGGCAGUGGUGGAGGUGGUGGCUACGGUAGUGGAGGCGGUCAAGGUGGCUGGCAGAAGAACGGAGGAGGAGGCGGCGGUGGCGGCCAGGGAGGCUACGGCGGCGGUAACCAAGGCGGUGGCCAUGGAGGCGGUGGCCAGGGAGGCUGGCAGAAGAACGGAGGAGGCGGCGGUGGCGGCGGUCAUGGGGGUGGUGGCCAUGGACAAGGAGGAUAUGGAGGCGGCAACCAAGGUGGCUAUGGACAGGGAGGUGGCCACGGAGGCGGCAGCAAGUCUUUGGCCGGCAACCGCGGCAGUUCCGUUUCCUGGCAGGGCGGAAAUGGAGGCGGCAACAAGCACGGAGGCGGCGGAGGAGGCGGUGGCCUCUACGGCGGCGGUGGCGGUGGCGGCGGAGGUGGAAAGCACCACGGAGGUGGUUGGUAA
Drosophila takahashii is the source of this 528-nucleotide messenger RNA. RefSeq lists its product as uncharacterized. The record is from RefSeq and is a predicted model, not a curated record. NCBI's taxonomy places the organism in Eukaryota, Metazoa, Arthropoda, Insecta, Diptera, Drosophilidae.